AUCAAGGCACACGCACAUGACACAUUCUAAUCAAAAUCUUGAGCUCAUCUCACACACAGAAAAACUCAGAACUCUAAACACUCAAAAAACUCAAAACUAAAUCUCAGCUCCCAACUUCAAAUGGCUGCCACUAACACUUUCGAAUACACUUUCGUGUUUAUUUAAGUUUAAUAUAACUUACAAUAAACAUGGGUUUUGGAAGAAUGAUUGGUGGAAACUUGGAUCCGGAGAGAAAAAGGAGUGGUGGUUUGAGAACGAAGCAAGCUGGAAGAGGGUCAUGCCGAGGAAGUUAGAUUCUGAUUCUUUUCUCUGCUUGUUAUUGAUUUGUUUUGCUGUAAAAAAAAAAAAAUUCUAGAAAAAAUGGGUAUUGUACUAAAAGAGGUUUUAAAAGCCUUUUGUUCUUCGAAUCAAUGGUCUUAUUCUGUGUUUUGGAAGAUCGGCUGCCACAACACUAAGUUAUUGAUUUGGGAAGAACAUUACAAUGAACCAUCACCAAAUCCUGAAGUACCUUUUGGAGGGUGGGAAGGAUGCUGGGGUACUUCUGAUAUUGGCUCCUCACUGCUUGGGAAUCAAGCAGGAGAUAGAGUGCAACAACUAAUUAACAAAAUGAUGUUGGAUAAUCAUGUUCAUGUAUUAGGUGAAGGAAUGGUAGGGCGGGCUGCUUUCACAGGAAACCACCAGUGGAUUCUUGCGAAUAGUCAUAUUAGAGAUGCCCAUCCACCAGAGGUUCAAAAUGAGGUGCAUCUCCAAUUUUCUGCUGGCAUGCAGACAGUUGCUGUUAUACCUGUUAAUCCUCAUGGCGUUGUUCAGCUUGGUUCUUCCUUAUCCAUUGUGGAGAACAUUGAAUUUGUAAAUUAUGUGAAGAAUUUAAUCCUCCAAUUGGGUUGUUUCCCUGGAGCUCUUCUUUCUGAACAUUAUGGAGCAAAAGAAUCUGAUUGGAAAAUUGGGGUACCUAUUUCUAGUGAAAUGCCUGUUUCUAUGGAUCCAUCUGGAAUUCAUAAGGUGAUAAGCUCCACUCCUGUAGCUCUUGGCAGCUACAAUCAACAGAGCAGCUCAUCUCAACCAUCAAGGCUAGUUGGUCAAGUUUUGGGUUCUCUGGGUAGACAGAUUCAACAUAGUGCACAGGCUAGUGCGUCAACAUUUCAAACUCCUACUAUGGCUCAAACUUCAGUUAAAUCCCAUGAUGAUCACUGCAUACCAAAAUUCAGUCGAGUGUUAAAGCCGGAUCUUCCAUUUGGAGAUCAAUUGGGGAAUGGAGGUGUGGAUGCUGAAGUAAUUCGCACAAGUUCAGAUGUGUGGCUGAACCAGCAGGCUUCUUUAUGUAAUUCAAGGACAGCAUUCAUUUAUCAACCUACUUUUGAUCAGUCAAGUAGCAGGUUUAAGUCAGCUGAGCAGAUUUUGACAGAUGCUGCUAUUCUAGAUGUUACAAAUAAAGCAAAUGAAGCAAAUGUUGAUAGAUUUGUAGCUUCUCAGUUGAGAAAAAUUGGAGGGUUAAAUGGAGGUUCUGUUCCGACGCAAUUGCUUGACGGAAGUGAGUUAUGUCGCAGAAUGAUCGGUCAAAUGAGUUCAAAUUCACUUUCAUGCUCUCAGUCAAAUCCACAGAAACUAGCUGACAGUAAUCUGUAUGGCUUACACCAGGCUGGUAUGGGGAUUAAAAAUUGCAAUCCAUCAAAAGUGGAGGAGUUUCCUUUGUCUGGUCUUGUAGAUCAAUUAACCACGAGUGAGAUGCUCUCAGGAGGCUCCAGUCUGUCAGAUGUUAAGCAUAGUCAAAAUGAUUUGGCCUCCAUGAAAGAAAAGGGGGGCAAUGUUUUGUUUCAAGCAUUUAACAACCAUCCUCAUGAAAGUAUGUCUUUGAGUGGGCAAACUCCUGGAGUUAUUUAUGAUUGCCAAAAGCAUGACGAUUCAGAUACAGCUCUAAGGUCUAUCAGUGCUAAAUUUGAAGAUGGAUUUAAACAACCUCCAUCGGGGGAUGACUUAUUCGAUGUUUUGGGUGCUGAUUUCAAAAAUAAGCUCCUCAAUGGAAACUGGAACAAUUUUCAUGCAGAUGGGCAAAAUCUGGGUAAGGAUAGUUCAAUGUGUUUGAAUGAGCCAGAUGUAAGUUCUGAUUUUCAUUCAGUUAAUGAAGGUUUAUUAAACACUGUUAUGUUCUCUGGGAUGGGAACUGAACAUCUUUUAGAUGCUGUGGUCUCAAGGGCCCACUCCAGUGCUAAGCAGAUUUCGGAAGAUAAUGUUUCUUGUGGAACAACGGUGUCGAAAAUUAGUAGUUCCUCUAUUCCUAGUGCUCCACAGUCGUGUGGCCAGGUUAAUUUAUCGAAUUUCGUGCAAGGGGAGCUAUUUGGCCUGCCCAAGUCCAUGGCAAAGGCAGGGACUAUAGGAUCUACUUCUUUUCAAUCAGGCUGUAGCAAGGAUGACGGGGCAAAUUGUUCUCAAACUACUUCUAUUUAUGGAUCCCAUAUCAGUUCUUGGGUCGAACAGGGUCAUAGUGUGAAGCAUGAUGGUAGUGUCUCAACUGCACUCUCUAAAAGGAAUGAUGACAUGACUAAAUCAAAUCGCAAAAGACUUAAACCUGGAGAGAACCCACGACCUAGGCCAAAAGAUCGUCAAAUGAUUCAAGAUCGUGUGAAAGAAUUGCGGGAAAUUGUACCGAAUGGAGCAAAAUGUAGCAUAGAUGCACUUCUGGAGCGUACCAUCAAGCAUAUGCUUUUCUUGCAAAGUGUGACUAAGCAUGCAGACAAGCUUAAACAAACAGGGGAGUCUAAGGUACAGAUUAUCAGCAAGGAAGGUGGGUUAGUGUUGAAAGACAACUUUGAGGGAGGGGCAACCUGGGCUUUUGAAGUUGGUUCACAAUCUAUGGUCUGUCCUAUCAUUGUUGAAGAUCUGAAUCCACCUCGACAGAUGCUUGUGGAGAUGCUUUGUGAGGAGAGGGGUUUCUUUUUGGAAAUAGCUGACCUCAUAAGGGGAUUGGGAUUGACUAUCUUGAAGGGGGUGAUGGAAACUAGGAACGACAAGAUCUGGGCACGUUUUGCAGUUGAGGCAAACAGGGAUGUCACAAGGAUGGAAAUAUUUAUGUCACUUGUUCAACUUUUGGAGCAAACAGUGAAGGGCAGUAGCACAUUAGCUAAUGGUUUGGAUAACAGUAUGAUGGUGCAUCACUCAUUUCCCCAAACCACCUCUAUACCAGCGACUGGUAGUUUACAGUGAGCCACAUGCUGAUGUUGUUAUGUUAAGAGCAAGCUUGGUGUUGGUUGCCAUGACUAACAUGCAGCAUUUCCAGCCUAAGCUCUGGGGUGGUUUUAACUUUAACUUACUUGUUUAACCUCACUUUCCUUAGAAGGGCAGGUAGUUAUGAGAUGGUCAACAAGUUUGGAGUGUGUUCCUUGAAUCCUAUGCCUUCUGAAAACAACAUUAUUCUAAAAGAGGUUUGGAAUCAUCUAUAUUAUAUUGUUUUCUUA
Messenger RNA from Mangifera indica (mango), 3452 nucleotides. Its product is annotated as transcription factor LHW-like. Bases 361 to 3201 code for a protein of 946 amino acids. The transcript is spliced from 10 exons. Lineage: Eukaryota; Viridiplantae; Streptophyta; Magnoliopsida; Sapindales; Anacardiaceae. Gene Ontology annotation, biological process: regulation of DNA-templated transcription. The record is from RefSeq and is a predicted model, not a curated record. Gene Ontology annotation, molecular function: DNA-binding transcription factor activity; protein dimerization activity.